AUGUACAACCAGCGGGGUGCCAGUAGUCCAUUGUUCUUAAGCCUAGAAGAGGGAAGACUGAGAAACGACGACAAAUUUCAGCUCAACCGUGAAAGGUCCUCCAAUCUCGGCCUCAUCGUAGUUACUACUUUCGAAACAGAGCGCGCAGUAACACUUGUUUGCAACCAUCUUCACGUCAAUGGCCAACAUAAAACGCUGAAUCUUCUGGAGUCAUUGAAGUCUGGGUUAAUCGAGCUUGUGGAUCCCGACAACAAGGGACAUACGAUUGCGCUGCCUUACACUGCAGUACCACAGCUGGGCCAGCUCAACAUACCAGCCAAGCCUUCGCCUGAGCAUCUGCAGGUAUGGGUGGGUGUGGAGACUGAUACUACAAGUGCUGGAUGGAAGGAGGUUCUCCAGCCCGGACAUAUAUAUGGAUUACGGUUCUCCAAGAGCAACGAUGAAGUGUGGGGAUACUACACAGAUGAGUAUCAUGGAUCGCCUGGAGAGAUACCGCCAGCUGAAAGGCUAACCGUCGGGCGCGGGGAUAGUACAAUCUACUUUGCCGUUCACAACGAUCCAGCCACGCCGAAAAUCUUUGCCAAGUUGGAAGUGCCACAGAAAUGCUACCUCUCCGGCCCUGUUCCAUUUACACUCAUCAUUGAAUACUCUACAAAUAGCGAACGGCCGAUCACAAUUGACAAAUCACGCUCGCCUUUGUCCGUCUUCGAGGGUGAUCUGAAAACCAUUGAGCAGCUAAUCGACUGCCGGGAUGCUGAGACAAAAGAAGAGGUUCGCUGGGUUGGAUUUUUCGGCUGUGGAGAUUCCGAUCCGCACCCGUUAUUCCCUCCUGACGAUGAUUUCGUGGAGAUCUUACCGGAUAAACCAUGGCGGUUCGAGUGUACAUUGCAAAACCUCGAGUACGAGGACGAUACUGUGCGUAGCAUGUUCGGUUUGAAGUCUGGCCGGACAUAUAAGACCCAAAUCGCGAGCAAUGCUCUUUCGGCGUUUUCGCGGUGGCAAUACGGGCGGAAAACCGAUCUACUAAGUGGCAGUGACGAGGAAAAGAAGCGACGAUGGAAAGUCGACCAGGAUAAGCAAGGCAGUCUGAGUGUUGAGCAGAUAGGGGAGCCUACAGAGUUCACAGUUGUAAAAUGA
Molecule: messenger RNA, 1137 nt
Organism: Cucurbitaria berberidis CBS 394.84
Lineage: Eukaryota; Fungi; Ascomycota; Dothideomycetes; Pleosporales; Cucurbitariaceae
Exons: 1
Coding region: 1-1137 (378 amino acids)
Source: RefSeq, a predicted model, not a curated record